UCCGGCAGCCGAACUGAGAAUUCAAUAUACAUUUGGCAGUUUGACACACGCUGCGAUCUUUUUUAUCUUCUUCUUGUUGUAGAGUAUUAUCAAUUAGUAGUCUUCGCCUUGCUUUAGUUUUUUUUUAGUGCAUCUGUUUAAACCAGUCAGUCGCUUCUCUUUGGGUGGAAAGUGAAAGAUAAAAUAAUUGUGUUGCCGGAAUGAAGAAUAGCGAGGACGAGCAGAAGGAAGAAUUCCUGAGGGAGUUUGGUGAUGAUUACGGCUAUAAAAGUGCCCCCAAAAACAUUGAUCAACUCCGAGCUACAGAAUUCAAGCGAUUGGCCGGGGUGGUGUACCUGGAUCAUGCUGGGGCGACUUUGUACUCCGAGGCACAGUUGGAAUCAGUCUUCAAGGACCUGAAUUCCAAUCUCUAUGCAAAUCCACAUAGCCAGAGCAGCUGCAGCUUGAAUACCAGUGACAGAGUUGGGGAAGCGCGCACACAGGUCCUUGAUUAUUUCAAUGCAUCUUCUAGAGAGUACAGCGUCAUAUUCACUUCUGGGGCAACAGCAGCCUUAAAGCUUGUCGGGGAGAGCUUUCCAUGGAGCAGUCAGAGUUGUUUUAUGUAUUCGAUGGAGAAUCAUAACAGUGUGCUUGGGAUAAGGGAAUAUGCACUCAACCAAGGGGCUGCCGCUCUUGCUGUGGAUGUUGAAGAGACUGCUGAUUAUCGCAAUUCUAGAGGCGCUAACUCGGCCAUUCGACUUUUUCGGCACCAUGAACUACGGAGAAGUGAAAGAGGACUAAGUAAAGAAGAUCCUACUGGUAAUGUCUACAACUUAUUCGCAUUCCCUUCAGAAUGCAACUUUUCAGGUACCAGAUUCAACCUCGAUCUGGUGAAGCUCAUCAAGGAAGAUUCACAUAAUGCGUUGGAAGGUUCCACCUAUUCACGUGGAUGCUGGAUGGUUUUGAUUGAUGCUGCGAAGGGGGGUGCCACAGAACCACCAGAUCUAUCUAAGCAUAAAGCUGACUUUGUUGUGAUCUCAUUUUAUAAGAUAUUUGGCUAUCCAACUGGCCUCGGCGCGCUCAUUGUUCGAAAUGAAACUGCUAAGUUAUUGAAGAAGACAUACUUCAGUGGAGGCACAGUGGCUGCAUCUGUUGCUGACAUUGAUUUUGUCAAAAGAAGAGCUGGUGUUGAAGAAAUUUUUGAGGACGGCACUAUUUCUUAUUUGAGCAUUGCAUCAAUUCUCCAUGGAUUCAGAAUACUUAACACUUUAACCAUGUCUGCUAUAUCCCGGCACACAACAUCUCUUGCAACUUUUGUGAGGAAAACACUUUCAGCUAUGAAGCAUGAAAAUGGAACUCAUGUUUGCACACUUUAUGGGGCAAAUUCUUCGAAGGUGCUAUUUGAAGGAAUGGGUCCUAUAGUUUCAUUUAACUUGAGAAGGCCAGAUGGGUCAUGGUUUGGCUACCGUGAGGUGGAAAAACUUGCAUCUCUAGCAGGGAUUCAGUUACGGAUGGGAUGUUUUUGCAAUCCUGGUGCAUGUGCCAAAUAUCUUGGUUUGUCUCACUCGGAUCUUCUUUCCAACUUUGAGGCUGGGCAUGUUUGCUGGGAUGAUCAUGAUGUGUUACGUGGAAAGCCAACUGGGGCUGUUAGAGCAUCCUUUGGUUAUAUGUCAACAUUUGAAGAUGCCAGUAAUUUUGUGAACUUCAUAAAGGCUUCCUUUGUGUCAUUACCUUCUCGAACUCCCGGUGUUAAUACAUUAAGAGGAACAACUAUUUCUCCUGCCAUUGAAGGAAUUGGGAGAGCUAAUCCAAGGCUCAAAUCUAUUUCCAUAUAUCCUAUUAAGUCAUGCUUGGGCUUUAGUGUCAACAGUUGGCCCCUUACCACUACCGGACUGCUACAUGAUCGAGAGUGGCUUCUCAGGAGCACUAGCGGUGAAAUCUUAACACAAAAGAAGGUUCCAGAUAUGUGCCAUGUUACCACGCUUAUCGACCUUGAUUUGGGAAUACUGUUUGUGGAGUCACCCCGCUGUAAAGAGAAGCUGCAGAUCAAACUUAAAUCAGAUUUUCCUGUAGGAAAAGAUGAAGUGAACAUUCAUCCUCAGAGGUACGAAGUGGAGGUUUAUCACGAUGAGAUUGACAUCUGGUUUAGUGAUGCUGUUGGUCGACCUUGUACUUUACUAAGGUGCUCAGGUCAACAGGGUUAUGCUUGCUCAAACAGGAACAGGAUUUCAAGGCUGUGUAGAGAUCUUGAGACCAAAAUGAAUUUUGUGAAUGAAGCACAGUUUUUGCUGGUAUCUGAGGAAAGUGUCAAUGACCUAAAUGCUAGGUUGAGAUCAAAUGUGCAGCACCAGUUCGAUGGAGAGUUAAUUCAAGUGAGUACAUCAAGGUUUCGACCCAACCUGGUAGUGUGUGGUGGGGAAGCAUAUGCAGAAGAUGGAUGGAGAAGCCUUAGAAUUGGAAAGACAGAAUUCAUUUCAUUGGGUGGUUGCAAUCGUUGCCAAAUGAUCAAUUUGAGUUUUCAAGGCGGGAAGGUGCAAAGGUCAAAUGAACCAUUGGCUACUUUAGCAGAGUAUAGGAGAACGAAGGGGAAAAUAACUUUUGGCAUAUUGCUGAGGCAUGACGAUAGCACUGGAAAGCACUCAGAUGCAUGGCUUCAUGUAGGAGAAGAAAUCCGUGCGAGUUUAGCUUGAUUCUGGUAAAUUUUUUUUGGAACCAAGUGAUAAAGGAAUGCAAGUCAAAGUAGAGAAACACUUGUCAGAGGAGAUGUGGGCGUACAAGGGUGCUAACAUUUAUUGGACCAUGCGAGAAAGAAGGCAGCUGGUCCUCCUGUGAUGAAAAUUUUUAUGAACAAUGGGGGUGGUGGAUCAGUUAAGAGCGUACUACUACUCUUUUUAGUGUGCCUUGAAGAAUGAAGAAAAUGGUGAUUUUCGUUGGUAAUUUGAUUAUUUUCUGUUUUUUGGGGAAAAUAACAAAAAGGAAAUUCCCUUCUUCUGGUAGUCUCAGGUUACUCCUAAUUCUGAAUUAGCAAGCUAAUGCUAAGGCUUUGGGAAUUAAUAAUAAUGAUAUUUCUCCUU
Molecule: messenger RNA, 3053 nt
Organism: Coffea eugenioides
Lineage: Eukaryota; Viridiplantae; Streptophyta; Magnoliopsida; Gentianales; Rubiaceae
Product: molybdenum cofactor sulfurase
Exons: 22
Coding region: 201-2669 (822 amino acids)
Biological process (GO): Mo-molybdopterin cofactor biosynthetic process
Molecular function (GO): molybdenum cofactor sulfurtransferase activity; pyridoxal phosphate binding; molybdenum ion binding
Source: RefSeq, a predicted model, not a curated record